AAUAUUCGGUGCAAUGUGAUAUCAGUAUAAACCUUGUGUUUAUUAUUCUUGUCGAAUGUAAAGGACAUUUAAAUGCUAUUCAUGUCGCAAUUAACGUAGCACAGGAACAAAGGAAUAUAAGUUGUAUAUAAACGGAUUCAUAAAUAUUAACUGUACUGGUUUGCAAUAAUUGUUUCAAACGAAAGCGGAAAACAGGCCUGCGUGAAAGUUUCAAAGUAUACAAUGGCGGAUAACGACUGUUUCCUUGUCGCUGCUUUUGACUUUGGGACAACAUACAGUGGUUACGCAUUUUCAUUUCGUGAUCGACCGUUAAGUAUCAAAACAAACUCCGGGUGGAAUGCAGGCUCACAGAGGCUGAUUUCGCAAAAGACGCCGACUUGUGUUUUAGUGAAUCCGGAGAAAGAAUUUGAUUCGUUUGGUUUUGACGCCGAAAAUAAGUUUGCAGACCUUGCAGAGGACGACAGGCACAAAGAAUGGCUACUUUUUAGACAUUUUAAGAUGUCACUACACAAAAGCCAGGACUUUUCAAUGGACAUAACUGUUGACGAUAUAAACGGACGAGCAAUGUCGGCACUAACCAUCUUUUCAAUGUCUAUGCGGUAUCUACGUGAGCACCUACUAAAUGCUAUUAACAGUCAGACAAAUGGAGUUUUAGAGACGGACAUUAAAUACGUUAUAACGGUGCCUGCUAUUUGGAGUGAUAUGGCGAAAUAUUUCACGAGAGAGGCAGCCAUUAUGGCUGGUUUCGAUACAAAGCGACUGCAGUUAGCUCUAGAACCGGAGGCUGCAUCAAUAUGGUGUCAGACUGACAGUGACGAGGGAAAAGCGGCUGUAUCUGGAUUUGAAACAAAAUACGCGGUGGUUGAUCUAGGAGGUGGCACUGCAGACAUCACGGUGCAUGAAAUAAAUAAAGAUAAGACGCUGAAAGAAAUACAUAAGGCCAGCGGAGGUCCAUGGGGUGGGAUUUAUGUUGAUGGAAACUUUUUGGAUUGGAUGACAGAUCUGUUCAGCGAAAACACGAUGCAAAGAUUCAAGGAAGAGCAAAUGGCAGAUUAUUUUGAUUUGUUAAGGGAUUUUGAAACUAAAAAGCGGAAUGUAAAUUGUGAAGAGGAAAGUAAAAUUACAUUCAGACUAGCUGCUUCAUUAAUGAAAAUUUACGAAGAGGAAAUCAAAGACGAUUUGCAAGAGAAAAUAUCUAAUGCUGGUCUAAAUGAACAAGUACGAUUUACAGGUGAUAAGCUCCGAGUGGAUGUAUCAAUCGUCAAAAGCUGGUUUGAUAAGCCUAUUAAUAAUUUGAUAAGUCAUUUGCAAGAGAUUUUCCAUGAGAAAAGCAUGAAAACUGUUAGCACUGUUUUGCUUGUCGGUGGUUUCGGAGAAAGCCAACUUGUUCAGAAGAAGAUGCAGGAGCAAUUAAAAACUAAAAGAAUUCUGACGCCGCAUGAGGCCGGAUUGUCAGUGGUAAAAGGAGCUGUGGUGUUUGGUCAGACACCUAAGAAAAUAUCCUCUAGGGUCGUGUUGCAUACAUACGGCUUUAAAGUUCAUGUAGCUUUUAAUAAAAGUAAACAUGCCAGGAAUAAAAUGGUCGUUUUAAAUGGAGAAGAAAGAAUUUAUAUCUUUAAAGCAAUAAAUUCGGCAGGUGAAAACAUGGACGUUGGUGAAAGUAAAAUUAUGAAAAAUAUGCAACCCAACAAGCUAGAUCGUACUGUUGUACAGAUUUAUUCCUCGGACAAAUCAGCUGUUGAAUACGUUACAGAUGAUGGAUGUAAAGAACUUGGAUCAUUACAUGUUGUUCAUCCAGAUGGAAAAACACUUGCAGACAAGAAAUUCGAUUUGAUUUUUAUAUUUGGAGAGACGGAGUUAAUUGUGAAAGCUAGAAUGCAGAAAACUGGACGUGAAUAUAUAACGAACGUUAAUUGGCCUCAAAAAAGUGAAACUAAAAGUCAAUAAGUAAAUGUUAAUAAUAACAGGGUUAUUAUGAUAGAAGCUUGAUCUGGAAUGUUGUUUUCGGCUCUAGACUUUGCCAGGUCGGAUCACACGAGGUGCCUUAAGUAUAUUAUAUAAUAUGUCGUCAUUGAAACAUUUAAAACAGUUAAAAUUAUAUUAGUAAAACAAAUCAAAAAUGUGUGCCACUAAAUGAUAAAGUACCAUCUGUAUUUUCUGUUUAGAGUUUCAUCAUAUAUGUGACACUAUAUAGCGGCAUUAUUACUAAUUUUGCAAUACAAUACGCUAUCUGGAUGAUAUUGUUAAUAUGGAUAAUCCAUUGUUUGCUGCAAUAAUUGAUAUCAUACACCAGCAGCUCCAUUUAAAUAAAACUAAGAAUGCGAA
This is a messenger RNA of Mercenaria mercenaria, 2325 nucleotides long. RefSeq names its product heat shock 70 kDa protein 12A-like. NCBI's taxonomy places the organism in Eukaryota, Metazoa, Mollusca, Bivalvia, Venerida, Veneridae. The transcript is spliced from 4 exons. Bases 223 to 1947 code for a protein of 574 amino acids. Gene Ontology annotation, molecular function: ATP-dependent protein folding chaperone; ATP binding. The record is from RefSeq and is a predicted model, not a curated record.